Messenger RNA from Saccostrea cuccullata (small rock oyster), 1512 nucleotides. RefSeq lists its product as uncharacterized. The coding region runs from base 1 to 1512 and encodes 503 amino acids. The record is from RefSeq and is a predicted model, not a curated record. NCBI's taxonomy places the organism in Eukaryota, Metazoa, Mollusca, Bivalvia, Ostreida, Ostreidae. The transcript has a single exon.
AUGUUACAGCCCGAUUCCUGUGCGUGUGGGAUGAACAAUUUAGAAUUGUUUCAAGUCCCUCCGACUAAUAUUGCUUUAGAAGACUCGAAAUGGGAAGAAUAUUACCCCAUUUCCAGUACUUUAGAUUCCGACACCGCUCCCAUCGAAUUUGAAAUCAAAGGACAAGGAGAUCACUAUCUGGAUUUAUCUCAAACUUAUGUUCAAAUGGUAUGUAAAUUUACCAAAGACGAUGGAAGUAAUCUGACUGGGGCAAACAGCACUUCCAGUCCCGUGAAUAAUAUCUUACAUUCCAUGUUUACGGAAAUCGAUGUCAGUCUGAAUGGAAAAAUAGUGACUCCGGGGACAGAUACCUAUCCUUACAAAGCUUAUCUGGAGAAAUUAUUGUCUUACCGACCCAGAACUUUAAAGACACAGACGAGGGCCUGUAGUCUGUGGGAAAAAGAUACAGCAGGACACAUGGACGAAGUGGGGUUAGACGACCUUGGUGUAGCUGCAAAUAAAACCUUUAAUGUAACCCCGGGUGCAAAUGGUGCGGCUGACACGGUGACCAUUAACCAACCCAUCCUCACAGCGUUACCGGCCAAUUCUAAAAACGAAGGAUUCCGAAAAAGACACCAAGCUAUUGCUGACAGUAAGAAAAUCAGUUUGCUGGAUACUUUACAUUUGGAUUUGUUUCAACAAGAUCGAUUUCUACCUAAUGGAGUGGACGUCCGUUUGCGAUUUAAUCGAGCUAGACCUUCUUUCUACAUGAUGAUCAAAGGAGGAAGCACAGGAAAAGUGAAAAUAUUGAGUAUGAUCUUGUGGGUGAGAAAAGUCAAACCCACAGCAGUCAUGAUGAAUACCAUUAAUCAGAGUUUGAAUACCCACAGAGCCAAAUAUCCCUUGAGAAGAGUGGAAGUGAAAACCUUUACCAUUCCCAUAGGGACCCAGUCUAAGAUAACGGAUCAUCUGUUUCAAGGUCAGAUGCCUAAACGUCUCAUUUUAGGCUUUGUGGAGAAUGCGGCCUUUAACGGAGAUAAAACUAAAAAUCCCUUUCAUUUCCAAAACUUUGGGAUCAAGAAAUUAGAUGUCAGUAUCAACGGAGAGACCAUGAGUACUCGUUGUUUUGAGCCUAAUUUCAACGACGAUUUAUAUCUGAGAUCCUAUCUCAGUCUGUAUCAAGCUCUGGGGAAAUUAGGAGAAGAUUGGGCUCCGGACAUUACCCUAGAAGAGUAUAAAAGCGGCUACACUCUAUGGGGCUGGGAUUUCACUAAAGAUCAAGAAGCGCAAUCGGAUAAAUUCCACAUCAUAGAAACAGGAAAUCUGAGAGUAGAAGUGCAGUUUACCAACAAUACGGUUAACACCAUCAAUUGUGUGGUGUAUGCAGAAUUCACAUCAAUCGGAUUAGAAAUUAACAAACAGAGAGAAGUGAGCAUUGAUUAUAAAAAAGAAACAGGACAAUCUGAGAGUAUCCAGAGAAUUCAAGUUUCCAACAAUACGGAUUUAUUACGGACAAUCAAUUGUGUGGUGUAG